AGGGUGGAGUCGAGCGCGGAUUUGGGGCUGGCUGAGAGAAAGGGCCCGCGUCAGGGGCGAAAUCUCCCCGACCAUGACCUCCACUGGCCCGGAGCACAACAUCACCAGGUCCCGAAGGAUUAGACAGACCCCUCAGCCACCCCCUCAUGACUCCAGCGGCACCCCGAAACGAAAUGUUAAGAAGGGUGCUGUGCCUCGCUGCAGUCCUAAUCUGCUGGAAAUCAAGAAAAGAGGCAAAAUGAAGAAACUCAGCCAGGCAGCGGAAGACUACCUGAUUGCUGGGCUACAAGACCUGGAUUUGGACUCCGAUACCAGGAUACCAACUGGCACCGGCUUAGUGUUUGAUGAACAGCUAAACGAGUUCCACUGUCUCUGGGAUGACAGUUUUCCAGAAAGCCCUGAGCGGCUCCAUGCCAUCAAGGAACAGCUAAUUCAGGAAGGUCUCCUGGACCGCUGUGUGUCAUUUCAGGCCCGGUUUGCUGAAAAGGAUGAGCUGAUGUUGGUUCACAGCCCAGAAUUCAUUGAGCUGAUGGAAUCAACUCAGCACAUGAAAGAAAGUGAACUCCGUGUCCUAGCAGAUACCUAUGACUCUGUUUAUCUGCAUCCGAACUCCUACUCCUGUGCCUGCCUGGCUUCAGGCUCCGUCCUCAGGCUUGUGGACGCAGUCUUGGCUUCUGAGAUUCGGAAUGGCAUGGCCAUCAUCAGGCCCCCCGGACACCAUGCCCAGCACAGUCUAAUGGAUGGAUAUUGCAUGUUCAAUCACAUUGCGGUGGCUGCUCGUUAUGCCCAACAAAAACAUGGCGUACACAGAGUCCUCAUUGUGGACUGGGACGUACACCAUGGUCAAGGAACACAGUUCAUGUUUGAUCAGGACCCCAGUGUUCUGUAUUUCUCCAUUCAUCGCUACGAGCAAGGUCGAUUCUGGCCCCAUCUUCCAGCCGCUAACUGGUCCACCAUAGGUUUCGGCCAAGGCCAAGGAUACACCAUCAAUGUGCCUUGGAACCAGGUUGGCAUGCGUGAUGCUGACUACAUUGCUGCUUUUCUGCAUAUCCUGCUGCCAGUCGCCUUUGAGUUCCGACCUCAGCUGGUCCUUGUUGCAGCUGGAUUUGAUGCUCUCCUAGGGGAUCCCAAGGGCGAGAUGGCCGCCACCCCAGCUGGGUUUGCCCAGCUAACUCAUCUGCUUAUGGGUCUGGCAGGAGGCAGGCUGAUCCUCUCUCUGGAGGGUGGCUAUAAUCUCCGUUCCCUGGCUGAGGGUGUCAGCGCCUCGCUCCACACUUUGCUGGGAGACCCUUGCCCCAUGCUGGUGUCCCCUGGUAUUCCCUGCCGAAGUGCCCAGAAUUCACUCUCCUGUACUCUGGGAGCCAUUGAGCCUUUCUGGGAAUUUCUUCUGAGACCAGUUGAGAUCAUCGAGGAGGACAUCAUGGAAGAGGACAGCAUGGAGGAGAGUGAGGAAUCUGAACUCUGGGAGCCACCUGUGUUGCCAAUGCUGACAUGGCCAGUGCUGCCGGCUCGCACAGGGCUGAUCUAUGACCAGCGAAUGAUGAGUCACUGCAACUUAUGGGACAACCACCAUCCAGAGACACCCCAACGUAUCUUGCGGAUCAUGUGCCAUCUGGAGGAGCUGGGUCUUGCUGGACGCUGUCUCAUCCUGCCUGCGCGUCCCGCCACAGAUGUUGAACUGCUCACCUGCCACAGUGCUGAGUACGUGGAGCGCAUUCGAGCCACAGAGAGUAUGAAGACCCGUGAACUGCAUCGUGAGGGUGCCAAUUUUGACUCCAUCUACAUCUGCCCCAACACCUUCAGCUGUGCACAGCUUGCCACUGGCACCGUCUGUCGCCUCGUGGAGGCUGUGAUGGAAGGAGAGGUUUUGAAUGGUGUUGCGCUGGUGCGCCCCCCAGGACACCAUGCCGAGCGAAAUGCUGCAUGUGGUUUCUGCUUUUUUAACUCCGUGGCUGUGGCUGCUCGCCAUGCCCAGGCCAUCAGUGGGCGUGCCCUGCGGAUCUUGAUUGUGGACUGGGACAUCCAUCAUGGUAAUGGAACUCAGCACAUUUUUGAGAAUGAUCCCAGUGUGCUCUACAUAUCCCUGCACCGUUAUGAUCAAGGCUCUUUCUUCCCCGUGGGGGAUGAGGGCUCCUGCAACCGCAUAGGCAGGGGUGCAGGCACAGGCUUCACUGUCAACGUGGGCUGGAAUACCUCCCGCAUAGGGGAUUCUGACUACCUGAUGGCCUGGCAUCGUCUGGUGCUUCCCAUUGCAUAUGAGUUUAACCCAGAACUGGUACUGGUCUCAGCUGGCUUUGACGCUGCACGAGGGGACCCACUGGGGGGCUGCCAUGUAUCACCUGAGUGUUACGCACAUCUCACCCACCAGCUGAUGGGCCUUGCCGGUGGCCGCAUUAUCCUUGUGCUAGAGGGUGGCUACAACCUAACCUCCAUCUCAGAGUCUAUGGCUGCCUGCACCCGCUCCCUUCUCGGAGACCCACUGCCAGUGCUGGCCCUGUCACGGGCCCCACAGCUGAGCGCCCUGACCUCAGUCACUGAAACCAUCCAGGCCCAUCGCAAAUAUUGGCGUAGCUUAUGGAUCACAAAGAUAGAAGACAAGGAGGGAAUGUACAGUUUUAAAUCAGCUACUAAGAAGGCAUCUAAGCCAACUAAACCAACUAGACCAAUUAAUCCUGCACCAGUUGAGAGGAUGACCCCAGCAGUAAAGAAGCUUCUGGAAGCAGGCAUGGGAAGGGCGACCUCAUCACUGUCUGCAGUGAAGUCCAUUCCAGCCCAGACUGAAUCAAAGACAUCUGUGAUGAGCACUGAGGCCCAGGCCUCACAAGCAGCCACAGGGUUAGCCACGCUGUACCAGACCACCUCAGAAGCAACCAUGGGAGGAGCGAUGAUGGAACAGACCACCUGGGAAUCAGCCACAGGGGUAGCUACACCAGACCAGACCACCUCAGAGGAGGCUGUGGGAGGAGCCUUACUGGACCAGACCACCUCAGAGGUUUCCAUGGGGGAAACCAUAUUGGACAAGAUCAUUUCAGAGGAGGUUGUGAAAGAAGACAAGCUGAAACAGACCACCUCAGAGGAGGCUGUGGGGGCAGCCAAGCUGAUCCAAACUCCUCUAGGCUCCAGCACAGAUAAGCAGACUCCCCCAACCUCACCUGUGCCAGGAGCCACACCCCAGCUAUCUCCCAGCCAGCUGGCUGGGAGCCUCAGGACUCUGGAACUAGGCAGUGAACCUCAGAAAACCUCAGAACCUCAGCCUCCAGAAGAGGAGGGCCUACUAGCAGAGGCAGCUGGAGGUCGGGAUGUGGAUGAUGCGAAACUGAUGCAGGGAGCCGGGGGCCUUGCUGAAACUAACCAGGCUAUGUUUUAUGCUGUGACACCAAUGUCCUGGUGUCCCCAUUUGGUGGCAGUGUCCCCCAUACCCGCAUCAGGCCUGGAUGUGACUCAAAAAUGUCAGGACUGUGGAACACCCAAGGAAAACUGGGUGUGCUUAUCUUGCUAUAAGGUCUACUGCAGUCGCUUCAUCAAUGCUCAUAUGGUCCAACACCAUGAAGCCUCUGGACAUCCGCUGGUUCUCAGCUACGUCGACCUGUCGGUCUGGUGUUAUCCGUGCCAGGCCUAUGUCCACCACCAGGCGCUCCUAGAUGUGAAGAACACCGUCCACCAGAACAAGUUUGGGGUGGACAUACCCCAUCCACAUUAGACCCCGAAUGUGCUCCCUCUUCUCCACCUGAGGCCCGAAAGACACCAGCCUUGUUCAUUCCAAUCUCUGCCUUGGAUGAGGGGCCUCUCAUUGCAUCUCUACCAAAAUAUCCUUUGCAACUCCUAAAGGGUGCUUAUUUAAGUGUAUAUACUUCUCAGAGGACUACGACGAUCAGUUGUGGAUUUUCCCCCUGUCCACUACCUGAGCAAGGGACAAACACUACUACACCCCUUGAAGAAAAGGGGAGCUCUGUAGUCCCAAAGGGGAGCUGCUAUCACAAGGCUAACAUGGGAAGAAGUGGGGAGCAACUGGCAGGUGUGGGGUAACAUCUAUAAUAAAUGCAAGCUGUUACAAA
This is a messenger RNA of Ochotona curzoniae (black-lipped pika), 4055 nucleotides long. RefSeq names its product histone deacetylase 6 (gene HDAC6). Gene Ontology annotation, molecular function: zinc ion binding; histone deacetylase activity. The record is from RefSeq and is a predicted model, not a curated record. The transcript has 29 exons. The coding region runs from base 74 to 3700 and encodes 1208 amino acids. Gene Ontology annotation, biological process: chromatin organization. Lineage: Eukaryota; Metazoa; Chordata; Mammalia; Lagomorpha; Ochotonidae. Gene Ontology annotation, cellular component: histone deacetylase complex.